Molecule: messenger RNA, 3371 nt
Organism: Cheilinus undulatus (humphead wrasse)
Lineage: Eukaryota; Metazoa; Chordata; Actinopteri; Labriformes; Labridae
Product: tandem C2 domains nuclear protein
Exons: 12
Coding region: 105-1529 (474 amino acids)
Cellular component (GO): nucleus
Source: RefSeq, a predicted model, not a curated record
CAGAGCUGCUUUCUCUCCACUCCUCUGAGGAGGAUCGUCUUUGCUGCUGCUGGAAGUUUUACCUCCUUCACUAAAACACCACAUGGUGUUGAACCAUUGCAGCCAUGGAGUGUCUCAAAGACUGCUGCAAAAACUUCAUGAAGCAGAAGGAGCAGGAGACCCAAGUGAUCACAUUGAAGAUGCCUCCAAACAAAGACUCAGCGGUAGGAUGGGAGCCUGAAGAGGGGAGGAUAGGGGUCACGGAGGAUUAUCUUCUCUCUAAGCUGCCCCCUGAUGGCAGAGAGGUGCCGUUUGUGCUGCCCACCUUUAAGGCCUCGUAUGUCCAACCCAGAGGAAACCGCUACCCUAACCUACAGUCUGGACCUCAGAGUUCAGCUCGGAGCACCUAUGCAGAGAGGAAGGCAGAGCUGCUGGGCUCCUCUCUCUUCAGCUACAGCCCAGAGUCCAGCUUACAUCGGGGGCAGAUGGCCGAGUUCAUGUCGCCCGGGUCCACCCGCAGAGACUCAAUGAAGAAGAGGAGCUCCAGUCCACAGAGUCCAGGUUGGAAUCUGAGGCCGGGUGGUGACCAACGUCUGAGCAGCUCCAUGCUCGACCUGUCGACGGCUCAGACUCACAUGCAGCACUUUGACUCUCUCUCCAGCGUCCUCAGCAGCACGUCCUCCACCAGGUUUGGCUCCAUUGAAAGCAGCUUAGACUCUAUCCCCCUGUCCUGGGACGAGCGUGAGCUGGGGAAGGUGUGCGUCCAGCUGAACUACCAGGAGGCUCUGGAGCAGGUGUGGAUCACUCUGGUCCAGUGCUCAGAACUCAACCUUCCUCCAGAUGGAGCAGAACAACAGAAGGUUGGAUUUAAAGGGAUCAUCACCGUCCCCAAACCCAUUCAGUUCAAGAGCUCCAUCAAGGAGUACAGUCAGGACGUGUCCUUCAUGGAGACCUUUGUGUUCGCAUUGCGUCUCCAGCAGUUGCGUUGCAGCGCUCUGGUGCUGCGUCUGCAGACUCACAGCAACAAGAAGCGUACGGUGGCCGAGUGCGUCCUCUCUCUACGACAGCUCGGCGGUCAGGAGACGGAGCACUGGCUUGACCUCAGCCCUCGCUCCAAAUCCUCUGUGUGCCAUGCUGAGCUCAAUCUCACCACGUGCUUUCAGCCAGUGAACGGUCGCAUCCAGCUGCAAGUCCUCGCUGCUCAGAAUCUCCCAGCAUCCUCCACUCCACUCACGCAGGCGUUUUUUGUCAAAGUGGAGAUGCACCAGCUGGAGCGGGUGGUUAUGAAGAAGAAGACUCGAGUGAUUAAGGCGUCAAAGGGUCAGUGUCGGUGGGCGGAGACUUUCCACUUCCUCUUGGCUGCGUUAGACCACGACUGCUCACUGUCCGUCAAACUUUACAGCCGCAGCUCAGUCAGGAGGAAACAGUGUCUCGGACAGAUCCAGCUGGGAAACGACAGCCCAGUGCCUGAAGCAGUGGAGCAGUGGAAGGACAUGAUGGCUCAUCCAGAGAAAGUCGUGUCUGCGUGGCAUGGACUGAGCCCCGCAUAAACCUCCACGGUACAUAACUUGGAUGUGAUGCUCACAUACCGCAAGCCCAAAAUCGCUCUAUUGAUCUCACCAGACCAGGACCAGGACUAUAAACCACUACACUAGUUCUGAAGGACAUUUGGGACUAGCAUCUACAGAGAGUUCAGGUUUUUGGUUGUAAAAGGGUUUUGAACAAAGCAUAGCUGCUGUAAAUAUUUUAGGGGAGGUUUUAUGUGGAUAAAUUAAGUUUUUGUAGACUCAGUGGACCACUUGCUAAACUAACAGCAGCUCAGCUGUAUAGUAUUUACAGUGGAUAUACAGAAUAGUUUUUAUAAGCCGCAUGGCUUGUACAUUUAUAUCACUGCUUUUAGUGAAACCAUCAUUCUGGUUCAGUUUUACAACAGUUAGAAGCAGAGAAAGUACGACCAAGCUGUAUCUAAAAACAUCCUUUUAUCCAUUAACAGAUAAUACUGGUGAUAUCUGAAUGUAUUUCUCACUGCCACAAACCCAUGAAAAGAUCAAAACCAAGGCGCUGAUUGUUUUUUUCUUGAUACUUUUUUGGCUUUUUCUACACCAUCUUCAGCCCUGAGUUUCACCUAGUUACACACUUAGGACACUUAUAGUCAAAACCAGGUCAUGGAUAUACAACACCAAAUCCAAAAAGUUGGAACACUGUGCAAAAUGUGAAUAAAAACAGAAAUCAAUGAUUGCCAAAUCUCUUAAACCCAUAUUUUAUACACAAUAGAAAAUAAUCAGCAUAUCAGAUGUUGAAACUGAGACGUUUUACCAUGGCUCAUUUUGAGUUUGACGGAGGCAACACAUCUCAAAAAAGUAGGGUCAGUCUUUAAACGUCUAGGAAGUGGGGAGACCAGCUCAGUUUUGGGAGAGGAAUGUUGUUCCAUUCUUCUAGCUGCUCAACAGUCCUGGAUCUUCUUUGCUGGAUUUUACAUUUAUGAUGCUCCAAAUGUUUUCUGUUGGUGAAAGGUCUAGACUGCAGGUAGACCAGUUCAGCGCCCGGACUUUUCUAUUGUGAAGCCAUGCUGUUGUGAUGGAUGUGGUACAUGGUGUAGUGUUGUCUCACCGAAAUAGUCAAGGCCAUCCUUGAAAGAGAUGUUGUCUGGAUGGGAGCAUAAGUUGCUUUUAAAAAGCUUUUAAAGUUGCUUUUCUCAGCUUUGAUGGUGUUUUUCCAGAUGUGUAAGCUGCCCAUGCCAUAGACACUAAUGCAACCCCAUACCAUCAGAGAUGCAGGCUUUAGAACUGAGCCAGGAGAAGAAGCUGGAUGCUCCCUCUCCUCUUUAGUCUGCAGGACAUGGCGUCUGUGGUUUGAAAGAUGAAUUUCAAAUUUCAGAUAUAUCUGACCACAGAACAGUUUUCAAUUUUGCCUCAGUCCAUUUUAAAUGAUCUGUGGCUCAGGGAAGACAGCUGAUCGUGUCUACAUAUAGCUGCUUCUUGCAUGAUGCAGCUUCAACUGUCAUUUGUGGAUUGCAUGACCAAAUGUAUGACAGAGUGAUUUCCGGAAGGGUUCCUGAGCCCCUGCAGUGAUUUCCAGUACAAAGUCAUCCCUGUUUUAAUGCAGUGAGGGCCUGGAGAUCCGGAGCAUCCAGUAUUGUACUUCAGUCCUGUCCCUUGCUCACAGAGAUUCCUCCAGAUUCUCUGAAUCUUUUGAUGAUAUUAAGGAGCAUUUUUCUGAAAUUGUCCCCGAGUUUUUGGUGAAUUGAUAAACCUCUGCACAUCUUUCCUUCAGAGAGACUCUGCCUCUCUUAAAUGCUCCUUUCAUACCCAUUUAUGCUACUGACUUGUUGCCAAUUAACCCAAUUAGUUGCAAAAUGCUCCUCCAACUGUUUCCCAUAAGUACCACUUACU